AUGAUCCAUCAUCAUCGUCAAAUUAUUUAAUAUUAAAACAAUCAGUAAUAGGUAAAUCAUCAUAUUGUAGAGUUGGUGAAGAUGGAAAGAGUGUUAUUGUAAAAGUGUUGGGUAGUACUUUUAAUAUUGCUGGGGCUAAUUAUAUGGUAGUCGUGGAUAAUGGAUUUGUUAAUAACCAGGAAUCUAAUGAACCAAUAGCCGGGAUUAAAAAAGAUAUAUGGAGUUUCAAAACUGAAUCUACUAUCGGGCUGUUAAGAUUGACAGAGGAUGGCACAAAUUAUUUCGGGAGCCUUUCUGACACAGAGAAAUCACUAUUCGUUGCACAAUUGCAAGUUGAUUUUACAACUAUUCUAUCGGUUGAAUCUGACAGAAUUUCUAAUUAUAGUAAAUUUCAACAAGAUCCAAACAUUUUUCAUUCUGGAAAAAAUUUAUUGAUAUUAUCAUUUGAUUUACAUUCCACUCAAAAUUAUUCGCUACUAAAUGUUGAUACAAUUGCUAGUAAUUUAGACACUUUAAUUAAAAAUAAAUGGGUCACUGCAAUUUCUAAUAGUAAAUAUGGAUAUUAUUUAGAUGAUGAGUAUGGAUUUAAAACUGCCGGUAAGUUGAAUCAAUGA
Molecule: messenger RNA, 614 nt
Organism: Entrophospora sp. SA101
Lineage: Eukaryota; Fungi; Glomeromycota; Glomeromycetes; Entrophosporales; Entrophosporaceae
Source: the annotation of a GenBank genome assembly